GGAUAAACAGGUUUUGUAGCCGUGGCAGCGGCUGAGGAGAGGCGAGCCGGCCAGGCACUGACUGCUGCCCACCGCCGAGAGGAGCUGCCUGUCAACAUCAGCCUGGGCCGCAGCGCACCACCGCCACGGGUGGGCAGCUAGACCGUGUGUCCUCCAGGGCAGGCGCCAUGUUGCAUUCAGCUCUGUACCCCCAGCAUCUAGCAGUGUGGGCACGUGGUAGGCACUCAAGAAAUGUGUUGAGUGAACGAUGCCUGUGACAAGCACCUGGACUUUAUUCUUUCCUGACCCUUGCUCCUGUGACACACCUCCUCCUGACUGUCACUGUCACCCCUUCAAAGCAGAACUUCUCUAGGGACUCUGGAAGGGAAACAGCUAUGGCCAAGGACAUCCUGGGGGAAGCAGGGCUGCACUUUGAUGAGCUGAACAAGCUGCGAGUGUUGGACCCAGAGGUCACCCAGCAGACCAUAGAGCUCAAGGAAGAGUGCAAGGACUUUGUGGACAAGAUUGGCCAGUUCCAGAAAAUAGUUGGUGGUUUAAUUGAACUCGUUGACCAACUUGCAAAGGAAGCAGAAAGCGAGAAGAUGAAGGCCAUUGGUGCUCGGAACUUGCUCAAGUCCAUAGCGAAGCAGCGAGAGGCCCAGCAGCAGCAGCUGCAGGCGCUCAUCGCGGAGAAGAAGAUGCAGCUGGAAAGGUAUCGAGUUGAAUACGAAGCUUUGUGUAAAGUAGAAGCUGAGCAAAAUGAGUUUAUUGACCAAUUUAUUUUUCAGAAAUGAACUGAAAACUUAAUUUUUAUAGGAGGAAGGCAAGAAAAAAGCCCCCCAACCCCCCAAAAAACCUGUACCAGGCCCUGGGAGACAGUGUCCCAGAAGGCAGUGUGCGGGGAGCUGGUUUCUAAAGGUCCGUGCCCGGCCCCUGCCGCCGAGCACCGGUUCUCACCUCUGCCACUCAGUCUGAACUAAACUCAUACAGCUUUGGAAAGAAAAGCAAUAAAUUAUUUUCAAAUGGUUUGACCUA
Molecule: messenger RNA, 1014 nt
Organism: Oryctolagus cuniculus (rabbit)
Lineage: Eukaryota; Metazoa; Chordata; Mammalia; Lagomorpha; Leporidae
Gene: IFT20
Product: intraflagellar transport 20
Biological process (GO): cilium assembly; protein localization to cilium
Cellular component (GO): neuron projection; non-motile cilium; centrosome
Source: RefSeq, a predicted model, not a curated record